Molecule: messenger RNA, 828 nt
Organism: Atta colombica
Lineage: Eukaryota; Metazoa; Arthropoda; Insecta; Hymenoptera; Formicidae
Exons: 4
Coding region: 88-828 (246 amino acids)
Source: RefSeq, a predicted model, not a curated record
UUUAAGAGAAGUGCCACAAAGGGAACAUGGUUUGAUAGGCUCGACACAAAUCUGCAAAUAAUAUGCAGACUCACAGCAUAUUUUGUUAUGGUGCCACGUACACGGCAAAAAUUUUUGCGUUAUGAAACUGGUUUAUCAGUACCUACAAUUAAUGAAUGGAUAAAAUAUUGUAGAGAGGUAUGUGUAUACUGGGCGAAAAAGCGCAGUGAAAAGCUUGGAGGUCCAGGAAUGACUGUCGAAAUCGAUGGAGCAAAAAUUGGCCGAAGAAAAGGUUGUGAUGUGACUAAAAAGAUUAAGGGUGACUGGAUAUAUGGUGGGUUCGAACGGGAAACGAGAAGGAUUUUUAUUGUACCAGUAGAAGUUGGAACGAAAGAAUCAUUGUUAAAAACGAUAAAAGAAUGGAUAAAUCCCGGAACAAGUAUUGUUACGCAUUUUUGGAAAGCUUACAAUUGUCUUAACGACAAAAGCUUCAAAAGUCUGAAAAGAAAGCAUUCAUAUAAGUUCAUUGAUCCCAAAACUGAUAAAAUAGCAGAUGAUACACAUAUUAGAGAGAUUGAAUCUUGCUGGAGAGAGGUUCGAGCACAUAUGCCAAGACCUGCGUCCUAUUCUCUUCAGUGUUUCAGUGAAUAUCUUUUUAAACGCGUGAAUGAAUUAGAUCGUCUCUCCGAAUCCAGCCAUAAGGUUCCAUUAUGGCGUCAAACUAAACCAGAACAACCCAAAUGCUUGCCCAAUGUAAAAUUAAUGGAAGUGCAGUAUGCACAUGAUAGCAAGUGGCUGCGUUCAGCAGAGAAAAUUAAUCAGUUAGCGCUUAAUGAUUCCUUAAUAUGA